This is a messenger RNA of Actinia tenebrosa (Australian red waratah sea anemone), 1664 nucleotides long. RefSeq names its product matrilysin. NCBI's taxonomy places the organism in Eukaryota, Metazoa, Cnidaria, Anthozoa, Actiniaria, Actiniidae. Gene Ontology annotation, molecular function: zinc ion binding; metalloendopeptidase activity. Gene Ontology annotation, cellular component: extracellular matrix. The record is from RefSeq and is a predicted model, not a curated record. Gene Ontology annotation, biological process: collagen catabolic process; extracellular matrix organization; proteolysis.
CCAAGCAUGGGGGAAACUAUAAAAUUCAUUUUAUUUUGUCUCUCAUGGUUUCCGCUUUUCUUUAUCAGCGUCUCUUCGAAACCAAAUAUUAAUGAGUAUCCCAUCGAUUCUGAAACUUUUGACAGUCAAGAAAUCGAAUUUGGUUUGAAAAGGGAAAAUCUGCAAUCCUUGCAGCAGCCUAGAAGUAUUUCCAAAGUUAAUCGAAAACCGACGAUUGACGGUACUGUCUUGGCCUUCGGGACCACGCCUUACUCGAUUGCGACUUUAGAAAGAAUCAGUAGAAGUUCGAUUAGAAAACCACGAAAUGGACGGACAAAACAGUUUUACCCUUUGAGAACUAGGACGACAGGAGGGAAGAAGCAAGCUCCCGAUGACUCGUUUUUUAAGAGGAUAAAUGCUGUCAAUUUUCUGAAAAAUUAUAACUAUAUAUCUCAUCAUACCACUGGGAACCACGACUUUAAAACAGCCGUGGAAACAUUCCAACGUUUCAUGCACCUUCCAGUCACUGGUCAUCUAGACAAUGCAACAAUGAAUGAAAUGAAACGUAAACGUUGUGGGGUACCAGAUGUUGAGAUUGAUGACCCAUCACCAGGCGAGCGACAAAAGCGUUUUGCUAUUUCUAAAAAGAAGUGGAAUACAACGUCAUUGCUUUAUGGAUUCGAGAGAUACACCAAUGACAUGUCUGUGGCGACUCAAAAAGCUAUCAUCGCCAAGGCCUUCAAGUUCUGGGCCGAUGCUGGUGGAAUGGUGUUCACUUUAACCAAUGAUUUGUCUAACGCUAACAUCAAGAUCAUGUUUGGAACCAAAAGACAUGGUACUUGUAACACGCCCUUUGAUGGAUCUGGCAACAUUCUUGGUCAUGCUUUUUUUCCGACUGAUGGCCGACUCCAUUUUGACGACGAUGAAUUCUUUACCGAUGGCGUUAACUCAGGCACUAACCUCCUAUCUGUCGCUGUUCAUGAAAUUGGACAUACACUUGGCCUGGCUCACUCUAGUGACAAGAAUUCCAUCAUGUUUCCAUCUUCACCUGGAUACAUUCCAAACCUUGCUCUUGGCAAAGAAGAUGUCAAUGCAAUCAAGUAUCUGUACGCUGGUGGAACGAGCAGUCCUGGGCUUGGAGUUUCAGUGUGUAAAGACAUUUUACCAAGCUGCGCAAGCAACGCUGGUUACUGUAAACAAUACCCGGACUACAUGAACGCUAGCUGCCCGAAGACAUGCAACUUUUGCUAGAGAAAAUGCCCAACAUCUGCUCCAGAAGCAAGGAAACGACAUCAACUGACGCCAAAGUGUUGGCCAAGGUUAUUUAAGUAGACUAGACAUCAUUAAGACAAUAGUAUGCUCCCUAGAACCGCGCGUUUAAACAAAAGCAUCAAAGCGAAAGAUUGAAAAUACGAAGCGAUAAUAACAAAUGUCUAAGAUCCCUUUAAAUUGUGCAUGCAUAAUAGAGAGCAGUUUACAGACUUAUUAAUGGAAGAAAUGCCCUCAAAAUGCAUAUGACUAUGAUGCAAUGAAAUUAAAUCCACACUGAGGACACGAGAAAUAUAACGAAUCACGUUAUAUGUUAACAUCGCAAGUUAUUUGUUCCAAUAGUUGGCUUAGUAAGUUAUGUAGAAAGAUAAACAAACGAAUACUAACAGCUUUAAUAAAAGUACUAGAUUCAUGUG